UCUAUGCCCGGCUGUCUCCAGUUGCGGCUGAUGCCCUCGAGCUUGCCAUAGCUGUCGCUCAUAUGCCCUAGGGCUUAUCGUCUCCUCAAGUGACAUGACCUCGAAUGUAGCUCGUGAAAUGGUACGAUUUGUAAACGGCAAAUGUAAGCUGCCUCGUUAGGCGGAAAAAUAGCUCGCCGGCGUUAUCCUUACAGGUAGGUUCUCAAGGUUCUACGAGUCGUCCGUAGAAUAACUCAGCACGUAGAAUACGCCUGUCCAGUUCUACCGACUGCCGCCUAAAGUGUAUGCUAACGCGGACCUUCCCGGUCUACCAACUCAUUUCCCCGGUGGUAACCAGAACCACCGCGGCGAAGCUAUAUGACUGAUCCGUCGCUUAUUUUCGCCCGGAACAUCUCACCAGAUAGAGGGGUAGUCGCGUCAGGGUCGGAGAGUAGAACGCAUUUUAUUUAUUCCAGACAUGACUCUCCGAACCGCUCCUUCUUUCACACAGGGAGCCAUGAACACGGCGGUAAAAUAGCUAAAACACCUCGUAAUCUUCCCCCAGCUAAAUCACCUCGUAAUUCUAGGUGCCGGAAGCUUCUUAAACGGGAUGUGUUGGAGAAGACUGGGACUGGGCUUUCCUCGAGCCUAGGUUCCCGGGAUAGGAGCAGCUCGAACGAGUCGAGAAAAGACACCAACACCUGCAGCGCACGUGGCAACUGCAGCGCACGUGGCAACUGCAGCGGCAACUACAGAAGUAUUAACUCAGAGUUCGUUAGCCGGCAAUGGCGGCAUCGGUUGGAUCCGUCGCUGCUGGUCGCAGUCCUUCUAUCGCUCCUCGUGCCCGUGUCCCAAAGCGCCUCAGCACCGAUGCCCUUUUCCCUUGGGCGCACGCGUCUCCGCUCCCUUGCGGAUAGAGCGCCGGUAGCGGAUAUUUGCGCGGGCGCGUGCGGGAACCGCGAGUGGGAGGCGCUGAGCCCUUCCGCGACGAAGGGCAACUGCUCGUGCGUUCGGCCUCUGGAGCUGAAAAUCGAGUUCUCUAACGCGUCGGAUAUCGAGUCCCAUUUCCGGCCGUUUAUCCAGGCGCUAUCGCGCCAGCUAUCAUUGCAGGAGGACCAGAUCCAGCGACGGGCGUUGCAGCGAACGGAGGGAAGCAGCGCGGUAGUAACCCUGUUGUUACUGCCGCGCCAAAACGCCACCUUUUCUCCAAAUUUCGUGAACAGCACUCGCCAACGGCUGUCGCGGCGCCAAGUAACGCUCGACCCUGACGUGUUUAGUAACUACACGUUGAUUAGCCUGGUGCAGCUUACGCCGCCCCCCCCGCCCCCUCCCAGCCCCGCACCCCCUCCGUCUCCCCCUCAGCCGCCUCAAACCCCCGCCCCCUCACCACCGUCGGAUCGGCCCAGCUCAGAAGGCUCAGAUGACAGAUCCAACGGUGGAGGGAGCAGCACAAACACCAGCAACAAUAGCAAUGGUAGCAGUGGCAGCGGCGGCAGCAGCAGCAGCAGCAGCAGCAGCAGUGAUAGUGGCAAUAGUGGCAGUGACAGUGUAAGCAGUGGGAGCAGCGGUAGCAGCAGCGGGAUCAGCACUGUAACACUGAUAGGGUUACUCGCAGGCGCGACUGUGCUUAUAGCGCUGAUCGUUAUAGUCACUCUCUACUGCUGCUGCUGCAUGCCAGGGAGGGGUAAUGGGGAGGAUAUGGAGAAAAGGGGCGAGGAGCAGGAGAAGGUUCGUCAGAUGGUGAAGGAAGCUUCCUCCGCCGCUGCUGCCGCCAAUGCUCCUGGAGGGAAAGGUGAUAGUGCCUUUAUCGGGUGUGAUAAUACUGAGAGUGACAGGAGAGAAGGGGGAAAAGGGGGAGGCGGAGGAGGGGGAGGGGGAGGAGGGGGAGGGGGUGUUUCUGUUGGGGAUGGUGCCGCUGGCGGUGGGGGUGGGGGUAAACAAGACGCGUCCUCGCUCCCUCGACCAAUGAGCGUCCGCGUCUUCUCCUUUGCUGAGCUGGCAGAGGCGACCAAUAACUUCGACCAUUCGCACUAUCUAGGGGAGGGCGGCUUCGGGCGCGUGUACCGUGGCCGACUAAAGAACGGCCUAGAGGUGGCCGUGAAGCGGCUCACUCGUCUGCACAUGUCGGGGAGCGGGCGAGCGAAGGGAGGCGGCGGGCAGGGCGAGCGGGAGUUUGUGGUGGAAGUGGAGAUGCUGAGCCGCCUGCACCACCGGCACCUCGUCAAGCUCAUCGGCUACUGCGCCUCGCACCACCACCAGCUGCUCUGCUAUGAGUUGGUCCCAAAUGGGAGCCUUGAAGCCUGGUUGCAUGGCUCGUUCGCCAAGGAGAUGGUUCUCGACUGGACGACCCGAAUGAAGAUAGCGCUGGGAGCAGCACGAGGGCUCUCGUACCUCCACGAGGACUCCCAGCCGCUCGUCAUUCACCGGGACCUCAAGUCGUCCAACAUCCUGCUGGAGAACAGCUUCCACGCUAAAGUGGCGGACUUUGGGCUGGCCAAGCCGGCUCCAGAGGGGCCGGAGGGGUACAUCUCCACUCGCGUCAUGGGGACCUUCGGUUAUGUGGCGCCAGAGUACGCAAUGACGGGCCAUCUAGUAGUGGCCAGCGACGUGUACAGCUAUGGGGUGGUGCUGCUGGAGCUGAUCACAGGGAGGAAGCCAGUGGACAUGAGCCAACCGCCUGGCGAUGAGAACCUCGUCACAUGGGCCCGACCGAGAUUGUCGAAUGCUGGGCGAUUUGACGAGCUGCUGGACCCCAGGAUUGCCUCGCAGGUAUCCCCUGGGGAUCUGGAGCAAGCGGCAGCGGUGGCGGAGGCAUGUGUGGCGGCUGAGCCGACUGAGCGACCUCCAAUGGGGGAAGUGGUGCAGCUGCUCAAGAGACUGGAGGCCCUGUACGACCAGGAGCACUCGACUCUGAGCACUGACAUCUCCCCCUACGGCUCCUUGCUCCUGUCAAACCAGCCUCUUCCCUAUGACACGUAUAACCUCCCCGACUGUAGCGCCGACCUUACAGUUGAUGUGGCAGCAGCUAACCAGGGGAGUGGUCGUGGUAACGAGGGAGGCAAUAACGAGGAUAAGGAGGAUGAGGAAGAAUCUGCAGCUGCUGCUGCUUCUGCUGCUGACCUAGCAGCAGCAUGUGACAAGGAAGCUAAGCAUGCUGACAGUGACAAUGGCAAUCCCCGUGUUGGAAAUAGCACUGAUGGUGAUCAAGGAAGGAUUUGUAUCAUGAUAGAAUAGAUGUGGUAGUGUGAAGGGAAUUACGUUAAGUAACCUAGUAGUAAAUGUGUUGAUCUUGUGUGAUGUGAUGGAUUGCUUAUUAAAGUCUGAGUACCAAA
Molecule: messenger RNA, 3311 nt
Organism: Closterium sp. NIES-67
Lineage: Eukaryota; Viridiplantae; Streptophyta; Zygnematophyceae; Desmidiales; Closteriaceae
Source: the annotation of a GenBank genome assembly